UGUAUCGUUUUUGGGGUUAUUUUACAGGAAUCUGCCCUUCAAGAUUUUAUCAUAAAGCUUAACUCAUACAGCAACCAACAUGAGGUAGCAUAUGUUUUAUCUGUAAAAACAAUAAGAAAACAUUUUCUUUAGUGUAUUUACAAUGCUUCGAAUCUUUUACCGACACAAUCAGGCCUAAAAGCUUCAUGAAACUUCAUCUGGCCAUCGCCAGGUGGCGAUAAUUCACCUUCAAGGGUGGACUUUAAUCAAAAGCGAUAGCUGUUGCUAUGGUAACAGGUGUUGUUAAGAAAGAAAUAGGGCUUUGUGAGCUAACAGCUAGCUAACGUUAGCUAACCCAAUACUGAUCUACGGCGACAUACGAUUACUGGAGAAACUGAUGCUAGCUAACUUACAGAAAGGAACUGUUAGGUUUGAAUCCAUUGUGCAGUAUUUUACAUUCGGUGCUAUACUUAGGUAGGUAGCUAGUUGGUUAGCUAGCUAGCAACUUCUGCUAAGCUCGUUGGCUAUGCCAUACCAUCAUAAUCGUUAUCUUAAACUAGCUAACCCUAGCUAGGAAGCGAGCAGUUAGCGUUACCUCAGAUAGAGAGAUAUAUAUAUAUACACACAUUCAGAGAAGCUGCACACUGCAAGACAACAAAGAAAUUAGGUAGCUAGCUAGCUUUCUCACGGGAGUUUAAGAUUGACCUCGCUUCGAUUACACAAGCAUUUUAGCCAUUUACACUUACGAUAGAUGAUGUUAGUUAACGCUAACCAGGCCAGCUAGCUGGAUGUACAGAAAUGGCCGUGCUAGCUAAGUAGACAGGUACAAGCUGGCGUUAGUCAGCCAUCUUAACCGAAGACACGCCAGCUCAACUCAUUCUUGUCUAACUUAAACGCCGAGCUGGUGUAUAAUACAUAUUCGCUGUUACCGGUAAUUAUCUAGCUACUGUAAAUGUUUGAAGGCCGUUGCUAAAAGUUAAAUGACACUUUGAUUAGUUAACAACCCAAAGCUAUCUCGCUAAUUAAGGAAAGCCCUGUGUUGUGCCCUAAGCGGAGGCGGGUCGGCGGUGAUUUCGGCACAGGGCGAUGUCCGCUGACCUAGUCGGUGUGUGGGAGGUAGCGCUGAGCGACGGCGUCCACAGAAUUGAAUUUGAACAUGGAACAACCACGGGGAAACGGGUGAUCUAUGUAGACGGCAAGGAAAUCCUGAGAAGAGAUUGGAUGUUCAAAUUGGUUGGCAAGGAGACCUUUAAUGUGGGAAGUACAGACACGAAGGCCAGCAUUAACAUUGAUGCAGUGAGUGGCUUUGCAUAUGAGUACACUCUGGAGAUCAAUGGCAAGAGCUUGAAGAAGUAUAUGGAAAACCGCUCUAAGGUGACGAGCACCUGGCUCCUCAACCUUGAUGGCAUUGACUGCAGAGUGGUCUUGGAGAAAGAUACCAUGGACAUUUGGUGUAAUGGACAGAAAAUGGAGACAGCUGGGGAGUUUGUGGAGGACGGCACGGAGACGCACUUCACCCUGGGUGAUCAUGACUGCUGCAUUAGGGCUGUGAGCAGUGGUCGGAGAAGGGAAGGCAUUAUCCACACCCUGCUGGUGGAUGGCACCGAAAUGCCAGAGGCCACAGAAUGAGACUCAAGUUUGGGCUGUUCCUAGGUCAGUCUUGUGGCUGCCGUUCUACUGGUUAAGAUCAGAAUUCAUAGGAAGAGAUCUGGUCUUAAAUCAGCCUGAAUGUGAAAGUUCUAGCCACUAACAUAGUGUGUGUGCUUGCAUGUGUGUGUGUGCAUGUGUGAAUGAAGAGUAUGCAGAUUAGAGGUGUGUGUGUGUGUGUGUGUGUGUGUGUGUGUGAUAUCAUGGUUUAGCAAUGGGGCACCUAAAUGACAUGGAUUGUGGUUACCAGGGUUAUCACAGAGCCACUAUAUAGGGAGUUGCCAUUGAACCUAUAACAUCAGAAUGAACAGGUCAGUGUUAACUUUCUGUGAAACAUUCAACCUUCCUCAUGCUUGGGCUAAUAUUUCACAGUGCACAUGAAGCUCAUAACUAUAGUCUUCAUCAUCUUAUUCCAAUGUACACAUUGUUUAAUGUGUCUAAGCUCACCAUCAAUGAAAAAGUAGUUGUAGAUAUAAUAUGGUAUCAGAUAUAAUAUAAAAGGCAUAUAAAGUAAUGAAGGGAUAUAUUUUAUUCAUGUCAAACAUUGCAUUUUUGUCUGAAUUUACACUGGACAAUGACCUGUCAUUCUGUUACCAUUACAGAACACCUUGUAUACUUUGUUUCCCUUUUGGCCAUGUUGGAAAAAAAAAAAAGCCUAUUGAACGUUGCCUUCACAAUGAGCUGCAGGUUGGGCAUGUUUAAAAUGGCAGCAAUGUCUUAAGAUAACCUGAGCUGUUUCACUUCCAGUUUGAACUCAAACAUUUAGGAAAAAAAAACAAAACACAGUGGUAAACAUUGAUGCUUACAUGGAUGGACUUUACAAAUGGGCCCCGCCUGUAACACUUAGACACUUAUUCAUCAUCUUCAGAACUGAAAAGAAACGUGAAAUGUAGAACAUUCCUUUGACAUGCAUCCUGAAGUAUUGUUUUGCUACAGAUCCACCAGCCAGCAUCUUAGGAUGUGGGAUUACGGCAAUAAUGUUCCUAUGAAAGUGCACUUUUCCUUCCUUGUAGGCACUUUGUUCCUCCUUCAAAGCAUUAUAAAGGCAAAGUAUCUUUUUACAUUUUAUGUUUUCCGCAUUUAGUUUUUGGCAGUCUGCAAAUCUUUCCUUAAGCACUGGUUUCUAAUUUAUGACUUAUGAUUCAUGCCCAACUAUUGAUAUGACAGAUUGUGGCAGAAAUGUAGUAAAUCUUCCACUGGGUUAAAGGAUGCUAUGUCUGCUAAGAUGCCAGCAAUAAGACGUUGUUGUGGGCCUGUCUGUGCCAAAUUAGUCAAGAAGAAAAUGGCUCAGUCGAUAUAUGGAUAUAGUAAUUAAAUUUCUUUCUUUCCAAAUAUGCAUUAUAGCAACUGUAAGACUUUCAAAUGGUUUUCCUGAUGGAAGCAAAAAUGUGAUGAAAUAUUUAAUGUAAUUCUUCUUGCAGGUACAAUUUACUUCCGGAGUUCAUAAAGUUGAUGUCAAUAUUGUACCUCUGUAUUUCUUUUAUUGUAGAAAACCCCUUUGUCAUUUAUAUUUGCAUUUUGAAUCAUUUACAGUAAAUGUUUAAAGUAUAAUUUACAGUAUAUUACAUGAUUUUUUUUUUUUUUUAAUUGUUAAGCGUUAGGCAUGAUAACCAAUGUUGUAUAUGUAUUACUAAAUUAAACCAAUAUGUCAAAUUUCA
Messenger RNA from Electrophorus electricus (electric eel), 3284 nucleotides. RefSeq names its product Fas apoptotic inhibitory molecule a (gene faima). Lineage: Eukaryota; Metazoa; Chordata; Actinopteri; Gymnotiformes; Gymnotidae. Gene Ontology annotation, biological process: negative regulation of extrinsic apoptotic signaling pathway via death domain receptors. The record is from RefSeq and is a predicted model, not a curated record.